CAAACUGCAGACACCUACGGUACUUCCUCACACUGCAUCAGUUGAGUUUCCCCGCGGCUCCUCGUCAGCUGGCCGUGCGUAAUUACCCAAGAGUGGAGUUGCGCCUUUUCCCCCUCAACUCGGGUUUUGCGCGCUGGUUCUUGCGCACUACCAGGAGCGACUGGCAACAUCUCCGACCAGCACUACUUUGAUUUUUAUCAAAUGGAGGGAGCAGACUGCACCAGUGAGAGCCAAACGCCGACAGCACUCUGAACAGACAAGCCUUCAGGAGCCGUCAUGUACUAGUGACAGACGGCAGUUGUAGAGCAAGAAGAAACGGCAGACACUGACAAAUAUGAGCGGCGGAGAAAUCAUCUGCCAAGGCUGGCUGAGAAAGUCACCACCGGAGAAAAAACUGAGAAGAUAUGCAUGGAAGAAACGCUGGUUCAUACUCCGCAGCGGCCGCAUGAGCGGUGACCCUGAUGUUCUCGAGUACUACAAGAACGACCACUCCAAAAAACCCAUCCGGGUCAUUGACCUGCACUGCUGCGAGCAGGUGGACGCUGGCCUGACCUUUAAGAGGAAGGAGUUCCAGGACAGCUUUGUGUUUGACAUCAAGACCUCAGACCGCACUUUUUAUCUUGUAGCUGAAACUGAGGAGGAUAUGAACAAGUGGGUCCGCUCCAUCUGUCAGCUGUGUGGGUUUAACCAGUCAGAUGACAACCACGAUGGCAGGUUACACCAUAUGCCCCGUUCUGUUGGAGCAGAUGUCACCGGCCCAAUGGCUCCUCUGACUGGAGAACGCAAGUCCUCUGCCCCCAUCCACUCCAGCCAGCCAGUCCUCUUCACCUUUGAUGUGCCUGUGCGCCACACACACCAUAGCUCCUUGCCCAACAGCGCACCCCAGGACUACCUCCUCCUCCACCAGUGCAUGAGCAGGAAGACAGAGAGUGCACGGAGUGCCAGUUUCUCCCAGGCCACACGAAGCAAUCUGCUUAUGGGGAGCGAUUCUGCAGUGCAGAAACUUUCCCAUGGCUUUUCACACUGUCUGAAUGGUAUGGGGGCUCAGUUGCAUGGCUUCUACAGCCUGCCAAAGCCAGGAAAACACCAGUUACCAGUGCAUGAUGACUCCCCCCAGGAGGCCUGUUACGUGCUUCCACGGGGUUACAGCUCUGAGGCACCGGCUCACAGCGGUCUAGGUGAGCCUGAGCUAGAGAACGAGGAGAUUUACACCUUCAAAACACCCUGCAAUGCCCUCGCCACCAUGCACAGCAACGAGCGUCCACCUGACAAUUACGAUCUUCCUACACCACCUGGCUCUUUCUACCAGAUCCCUCGGACAUUUGAUAAGAAUCACAAUGCCUUGACACCCUCCAGCUCUGAGUCCUCCUGUGCUCCUCCUCCGAGGCCCCCCAAACCUAGCCAGGGGUCAGAGGGGCAGUCGGGGAGUCCCCAGUCAGUAGGGAGCCAGAACGGAGAGAUGACGUCUGCAGUGUCGGUUAUCCCACGCAGGAAUACUCUCCCAGCUGUGGAGAACAUCAGACUGCACAGAGGCUCCUCCUUUGAAAUUAACAACCAUCACCGUCCCAUCCAUUUCAACAGCUCAGGCCAGUCUGUGGAGUCAGUCAAUGAUGGGUUCAGCUCCUACCUGAGGACCAAAGCCCCUCUGACUCGCUCAGACAGCGGCAACUCAGAUGACAACUAUGUUCCCAUGAAUCCUGGCUCCUCGCCACUCAGCGCUGCCCAGGCUGACAGUCCUAAGAAUAUCUACAUCCCUAUGAGCCCUGGGCCACAUCACUUUGAUUUCCCAGGAUUCUCUGCAACAUUACCUGCCCGUAAGGGCAGCAGCGCCUCCCUAUGUCACCGACCCAGCCGUCUCAGUGAUGUCACACCACCACCCAUCAACCGCAACCUCAAACCUAACAGGAAAUCCAAGCCAACACCUCUUGAUUUGAAGAAAAAUGGGAUCAUUGAUGAGCUGCCAUUUAAGAGCCCAGUCACCAUGUCCUGGACAAGGCCCAUGCCUGCUAUGAACUCCAUGUCCUCCCAGCAUUGUCGACCCAUCUCAACACAAAGCAUCACCAGCACCGACUCUGCAGACAGCGAGGAGAAUUAUGUGGCUAUGCAGAAUCCAGCGUCUACCUCCCCAGCUGUGAGUGGCACCAACAGCCCGGCCCCUAGGAAGUGUGGCAACGUGGACUACCUAGCACUGGACUUCCAACCUGGGUCACCCAGCCCACACAGAAAACCCUCUACAUCCUCUGUGACCUCUGAUGAGAAGGUGGACUAUGUGCAAGUUGACAAGGAGAAGACCCAGGCACUGCAAAGCACCAUGCAGGAGUGGACCGAUGUGCGACAGUCUACUGAACCUGCCAAGGGGGUCAAAUCCUGACACUGACCUGUAUAAAAAAAGACAAAAAAACUAAUUUCCAAUCUUACAUCAAGCAUCUCCAGGAUCAUGUUUCUAUCAUUACUAUGAAUGCUGGUUGGACUUGUUUGAGACUGAAAUAUAUGGACAAAAAGCCAUAACCUAUCCUAUGCCUGUUCUCUGUGAUGAUUUUUUACUGCAGUCCACUGCUAACAUGCAGGAUAUCAGGCCAUACAGCUGAAGUGCCCUGCCAAAGCUCUUCAUGCAGACUGUUAUAACAGUGUAUGGACAAUUGAUAAUGUGUAUAAAAAUAUCAUCCUUACUCAUCGAUCCAUCCUUUAUAAAUUGCAAUUGUUUCAUCAAAGCUGUCCCACCCAACCCCUCUGCAACAGUCAAACAUUUUAUUUUGUAUCUAGCAGGUAAUUUACCGAAUUGCUGCCAUUUAAAAGAGUAGCAGAGGCUAACUGGUCGAUAACCAUAUUAAUAUACUAUUACUGGUCUCAGGAAUGCCAAGAUGCACUCCAAUUUUGGCAUGCAGGCAGUCUCUCUCUUUUCACUUCAAUCUAUCAUUUGUGCUGAGUCUUGCAGAAGUAAUGAAGAGAUUAUUUUCACUGCGGGCAAUCAUUUCAGCUUAGCAGUGCAUGUCUGGUAAGAGGAGGGGGGAAAAAUACAGACUUACAAAUACGUUAAGGCCCGUGUCAGAAGCCCUAAUGAUAAUGGCUGUUGCCUCGGUUUCAAUUAAGUAUGAGCCCAAACCAUAUUUAAAAGCUGUCAGGCUGGAUGGCAGGCCAAUUAUUUCAAUGCAGGUACAGUCAGUAAGGUCCAAAUGUUCAGAAUGAAGAAAACAAGACAGAUGAGAAGAAGCUUCUUGUAUCCUUGUAGGUUUGACUUUAGUGGUCAAUUCACUUUAGGUAAUAUUCUAAUACAUUUCAUUGUCAGUGUGCACUGACCAAGAGUUGGAGGAAGUAAAAAUAAAGCAGGAUGUGUACUUUCCAAGAAGUUCAGAUAUCCUCUCUCUCCAUCUCUCUCUAGAGACCAUAAAUACAAGCUAAGUAGAAGAAUAGCAUAUUUAUGUUUUCUGGAAUUCAACCACUCCCUGAUGUAUGUCUUCAGUCUUUGAUAUGCCAUACACUACUGCUAUGUCUCUGAAGAGUAAUUGCUUCCUGUAUGUAAAUUAUUAAUAGAAUGACAUAUUUGCAGCACAUCUUGUUGACUGUUCGAAAUGUGAUGCACUUGUCUGAGACAAAAAGUGCAUUACAGUAAUAGGUAACACUUUAUUUGGAAAGUGCACCUACAGAUAGUUUAUAGAUUACUUGGAACAUUUUAACUGUUUCGCUUUGUCUGUAGAUGUUUAACAGAUUAUCAAUAGAAUAUAUGUGACAAUUCAUGAACAUACCCUAACCAAGAUUUUUUUUGUGCCUAAACCUAACCAAACCUAGAAAAGAGUUUUAUUUGUGAAACAGUUGAAUUGUUGAAUCUAAACUAAUAAGCUGUUGAAAUGUUACAAAUACUCUUAUAUACUAUAUGUAGGUGGACUAUCUAAAUAAAGUGUAACCCAGUAAUAUAACAUUGUGCUUUUCUUGCAAAGGCAACCUGCCACAAUGAAGAUUUGCCAGUGAUCAUAGUCACCUAAAAAUAGCUGAGGAAAGAACGUUUUCUUCAUUUCCCAAACUCUUCUAUUUGUUUAAUUUGCCUUACAUUUUUAUUUCAGUUUUGCCUUGGAGAAAUGUAAUUAUUCACUAUAUUAUUCAAGUAAGAGCCAUAUUAUGUUUAGUGCAACUGAAUGAUCAGUUUCUAGUUUAACCUAAGUCCAGUAUUUCAUUGUGGGCUGGAACCACUGAAGAGUGACCCAUUUGACCUUAAUAUGAAUAGUGUGGCCAUGCAGUGCUAGAUGGUAUUAUUGAUUAUUUCAUUAAGAUUUACUUCUUAAUGUUUUUCUACCAUUUUUACUGCUUUUUUGUAUUCGUUUUAUCAUUGUUUUCUACUGAUAAGUGUAAGCAAGUGAUAUUCACAAGGAUGGGGUCUGGCUAAAUUAAGCUAAGUUUGUUACAGUGUGUAUUUUAUUCCUUUUUAAAUUCAUAAAUUGAAUUUUAUGAUCUAUACCUAAAAUGGGGAAGCUGGCAGUUUGAGUUGCACUGCCAAAGACCUUCCCGGGUGAACUGUGAUUCACAAAGAGCAAGAAAGGAAAGAAAAAACUGAAAAGAAAAGAAAGAAAAGCCUGUCUCUUUGUCAGUCUCUGAAGUGAAAUGGAUGUGUAAUUUAUUAUCUAGAGAGACCCGUUGUAAGCAAAAGAGCCGUCUAUGUGUUGUGGUAGAUUGUGAGUUGUAGUAUGUUAAAUGACAGCCUGACUGUGCAAGAUUGAAAACUCUGCUCAGAUCUACUGUCAGACUGUCACUGGGUUGAUGUACUGUACUAGAAGAGAUCAUUUUUAACCACUGUUAUUGCUACUACUGUAAAGCAUUUGCAGAUUGCUUGUGUGUUAAUUUAUUAAUUUAUUGUGUGUUUUGCAGUUGAUAAUUGUAAUAAGGAAAAAAAACAACAACGACCAAACAAGGAAACCUUCUCUCUACUAACAUUGAUGUAUGCAAACUGUCUUGAUAUUGUGAAGCAAUAUGACAAAUGAUGCCAGUGUGAUGGUAAUGUGGUACAGUUCAUUUGGGAUACACAAGAAUACAAGACUUUGUUAUUCCUGUAUUAUGGUAGACUUAAACUGUGGACAUAGAAUAAAUCAAGAAGUGAAA
Messenger RNA from Siniperca chuatsi (mandarin fish), 5088 nucleotides. RefSeq names its product GRB2-associated binding protein 2 (gene gab2). The record is from RefSeq and is a predicted model, not a curated record. NCBI's taxonomy places the organism in Eukaryota, Metazoa, Chordata, Actinopteri, Centrarchiformes, Sinipercidae. The transcript has 10 exons. Bases 335 to 2371 code for a protein of 678 amino acids.